Messenger RNA from Uncinocarpus reesii 1704, 522 nucleotides. RefSeq lists its product as uncharacterized. The transcript is spliced from 4 exons. Gene Ontology annotation, biological process: protein targeting to vacuole; late endosome to vacuole transport via multivesicular body sorting pathway. The record is from RefSeq and is a predicted model, not a curated record. Bases 1 to 522 code for a protein of 173 amino acids. Lineage: Eukaryota; Fungi; Ascomycota; Eurotiomycetes; Onygenales; Onygenaceae. Gene Ontology annotation, cellular component: Vps55/Vps68 complex; fungal-type vacuole membrane.
AUGGAUGACUCGGACACUCGCCUGUUCCGUUUCUCUAAGCCGAGAUGGCUGAACAGCGCCAACGCUCGUUCUGCCGGAGUCUACUCCUCUGGUGCUCUGUUCUCCCUCGGAUUCUUCUUCCUCAUCGACGCCGCCGCCUUCUCACACAGCUCCAAAAAUGGUUCCGUCGUUCAUGUCAAAUUUGUCGACUGGAUCCCUGGUAUAUGUUCGUCGCUGGGGAUGCUGGUCAUCAACUCGAUCGAAAAGUCCCGCUUAACCGCCGAUAACCUGAGCUAUUUUGGAAGCGGGGUAGCAUGGAAAGUGAGAUUUGUGCUAUUUCUGGGGUUUGCGCUGCUAGCAGGUGGUCUUGCAGGAAGUGUGACGGUAAUGGUACUCAAGUAUCUGCUCAAAGGGUAUCCGCUUCAGACACUUUAUUUCGGAAUUGCAAAUGUGAUUGCGAAUGGGUUCAUCAUGAUCAGCUCUGUGGUGCUCUGGAUUUCACAAAACAUGGAGGACGAUUACACAUACAGUCUUGCUCUCUGA